Molecule: messenger RNA, 3829 nt
Organism: Cucurbita moschata (crookneck pumpkin)
Lineage: Eukaryota; Viridiplantae; Streptophyta; Magnoliopsida; Cucurbitales; Cucurbitaceae
Product: extensin-2-like
Exons: 3
Coding region: 101-3448 (1115 amino acids)
Biological process (GO): plant-type cell wall organization
Molecular function (GO): structural constituent of cell wall
Source: RefSeq, a predicted model, not a curated record
CUAACACAAUCACGACGGAAACCACGGGUUUCUCUCUCUCUCUCAUCUUCACUUUUCUGAGAGAUUUCGGCGGAGAGAGGGCAGUUUCUUUUACCCGCCGAUGAAGACCCACCGUGGCGACCCCUCUUGGGGUCGUCUCUGGCCACAAUUUGCCAUGGCAUUGGCUGUCCUUCUUCUUUCCGGCAAUGUAGGAUUGGUUGCCGGAAAUGCUUACGUCUACGCUUCUCCCCCACCGCCUCCUUAUGAGUACAAGUCGCCGCCGCCGCCUACGACUUAUUCUCCCCCUCCUCCUGUCUAUGACUCUCCUCCUCCUCCUUACUCGCCUGCUCCCGAGUAUAAGUCUCCUCCACCGCCGUCUCCGGUGUAUGAGUACAAGUCUCCACCACCACCGUCUCCAUCUCCUCCACCGCCAUACUAUUACAAGUCUCCACCUCCACCAUCUCCUUCUCCUCCACCACCAUACUACUAUAAGUCUCCUCCACCGCCAUCGCCAUCACCUCCUCCACCGUACUACUACAAAUCUCCUCCACCACCAUCUCCGUCACCUCCUCCACCAUAUUACUACAAAUCCCCACCACCACCAUCGCCGUCCCCUCCUCCACCAUACUACUACAAAUCCCCACCACCACCAUCGCCUUCACCACCUCCACCAUACUACUAUAAAUCACCGCCACCACCAUCGCCGUCGCCUCCUCCACCAUAUUACUACAAAUCCCCACCACCACCAUCACCCUCACCUCCUCCCCCGUACUACUACAAGUCUCCUCCACCACCAUCUCCAUCCCCGCCGCCACCACCGUACUACUACAAGUCCCCACCACCACCAUCACCCUCUCCUCCUCCACCAUACUACUACAAGUCCCCACCACCACCAUCUCCAUCACCUCCUCCUCCAUACUACUACAAGUCUCCCCCACCACCAUCACCGUCUCCUCCUCCACCAUACUACUACAAAUCACCUCCUCCUCUGGUGUACUCUCCUCCUCCACCAUACUACUACAAGUCACCUCCUCCACCUGUGUACUCUCCUCCCCCACCAUACUACUACAAGUCACCUCCUCCACCGGUGUACUCUCCUCCCCCACCAUACUACUACAAGUCACCUCCUCCUCCGGUGUACUCUCCUCCCCCACCAUACUACUACAAGUCACCUCCACCUCCGGUGUACUCUCCUCCCCCACCAUACUACUACAAGUCACCUCCUCCUCCGGUGUACUCUCCUCCCCCACCAUACUACUACAAGUCACCUCCUCCUCCGGUGUACUCUCCUCCCCCACCAUACUACUACAAGUCACCUCCUCCUCCGGUGUACUCUCCUCCCCCACCAUACUACUACAAGUCUCCUCCUCCUCCGGUCUACUCUCCUCCACCACCAUACUACUACAAAUCCCCACCACCACCACCCGUCUAUUACUACAAAUCUCCACCACCACCAGUCUACUACUCGCCUCCACCAAAGCCCUACACUCCUCCAUACUACCCACCCCACCACCACCGCCACCUAAUUUUCAAGGUGGUCGGAAAAGUCUACUGCAUCCGAUGCUACGACUGGGCAUACCCCGAAAAAUCACACAACAAGAAGCACCUUAAAGGAGCUAUUGUUGAAGUGAGCUGCAAGGCAGGAAACAAAGAGGUAGUGGCCUUUGGAAAGACCAAGAGCAAUGGCAAAUAUAGCAUUGAAGUCAAAGGCUUUCACUAUGCUAAAUACGGCGGCAAGGCUUGCACGGCUAAGCUCUACGCACCGCCCAAGGGCUCGUCGUGCAACAUCCCGACCAACCUUCAUUGGGGCAAGGUCGGAGCUAAGUUGAGAGUCAAGUCCAAGACUAAGAACGAGGUUGUGUUGUACGCUAAGCCUUUUGCUUAUGCUCCAAAGAAGCCUUACAAGGAGUGUUCUAAGCCUAAGCCUUACCACCCACCUCCUUACGUUUACAAGUCUCCACCUCCUCCUACCCCUGUUUACUACUACAAGUCCCCACCUCCCCCGUCCCCGACUUACUACUACAAGUCCCCACCUCCUCCAUCACCUACCUACUACUACAAAUCUCCUCCUCCACCUUCACCGGUGUACUAUUACAAGUCACCACCACCUCCAGUAUACUCUCCUCCUCCACCAUACUACUACAAAUCACCUCCACCUCCAGUAUACUCACCUCCCCCACCAUAUUACUACAAGUCACCUCCACCUCCGGUGUACUCACCUCCUCCACCAUACUACUACAAGUCUCCUCCACCACCAGUGUACUCUCCUCCACCACCAUACUACUACAAGUCACCUCCACCACCGGUGUACUCACCUCCCCCGCCAUACUACUACAAGUCUCCUCCACCACCAGUGUACUCUCCUCCACCACCAUACUACUACAAGUCACCUCCUCCUCCAGUCUACUCUCCUCCCCCGCCGUACUACUACAAGUCACCUCCACCACCAGUGUACUCUCCUCCACCACCAUACUACUACAAGUCACCUCCACCACCGGUGUACUCUCCUCCACCACCAUACUACUACAAGUCACCUCCUCCUCCAGUGUACUCUCCUCCCCCACCGUACUACUACAAGUCACCUCCUCCUCCAGUCUACUCUCCUCCACCACCGUACUACUACAAGUCACCUCCUCCUCCAGUCUACUCUCCUCCUCCACCAUACUACUACAAGUCACCUCCUCCACCGGUAUACUCUCCUCCCCCACCAUACUACUACAAGUCACCUCCUCCACCGGUAUACUCUCCUCCCCCACCAUACUACUACAAGUCUCCACCACCUCCAGUCUACUCUCCUCCCCCACCAUACUACUACAAGUCUCCACCACCUCCGGUCUACUCUCCUCCCCCACCAUACUACUACAAGUCUCCUCCACCUCCAGUCUACUCUCCUCCCCCACCAUACUACUACAAGUCACCUCCACCUCCAGUAUACUCUCCCCCCCCACCAUACUACUACAAGUCUCCUCCACCUCCAGUCUACUCUCCUCCUCCACCAUACUACUACAAGUCUCCACCACCACCUUCUCCAUCUCCCCCACCACCAUACUACUACAAGUCUCCUCCCCCACCAUCACCGUCACCUCCUCCACCGUACUACUACAAGUCCCCACCACCACCAUCCCCAUCACCUCCUCCUCCGUAUUACUACAAGUCCCCACCACCACCGUCCCCAUCACCUCCCCCUCCAUACUACUACAAGUCCCCACCACCACCGUCCCCAUCACCUCCCCCUCCAUACUACUACAAGUCCCCACCACCACCGUCCCCAUCACCUCCCCCUCCAUACUACUACAAGUCCCCACCACCACCGUCUCCAUCACCUCCUCCACCAUACUACUACCAAUCUCCUCCCCCUCCUUCACCUUCUCCUCCUCCCCCAUACUACUACAAAUCUCCCCCACCACCCGAAAAAGCCCUUCCCCCGGUUUACAUUUACGCAUCUCCGCCCCCACCUACCCACUAUUAAGUUCUAAAAAAGUUCGAUACCAAUCUUGUUUUAUUUUCAAAAGUGGAAUAAAUGAAGGCUUCAUUAGUGAAACAGUUAGUGGUGGUGAAUUCAGCCCAUUGAAUAAUAAGGGUCCUUUUGCAAAAACAGAGCAUUAUUCAAACAUUUUGGACCAGAUUGCAUCUUCUUCUCUCGUUGCCAUCUUCCAUAUUAUCUUAUUACUGUGUUCUUCUGGGAAAGUGGCCUCAAGGGUUGAGCUUGCAUCAAUGGCAGGGCUUGGAUGUUGCAGAAGAUGAUUAUUGUUUUGUGAUUUGAGUAGUGAAGCCUUUUGUUAUUUGUUUUAAUUCAUAUCUAUUUGUGAAUAGAUGAAGUAUGCAUUGGCUAAGAUUUGUGAUUUUGUUC